Messenger RNA from Phaedon cochleariae (mustard beetle), 5911 nucleotides. The record is from the annotation of a GenBank genome assembly. NCBI's taxonomy places the organism in Eukaryota, Metazoa, Arthropoda, Insecta, Coleoptera, Chrysomelidae.
GUCAUGGGUGUAGGUGUAAAAAAACAGAGGGGAACAAAACGAAGUCUGGGGGUGUAUAUUGAUUUUAAAAUGCAUCUAAAUGCAGAUAUCUCAAGUGCCCUUCAGCUACUUGAAGAUAUAAAACAAACAGUUGACGACUUGGCAGACCCAAAGUUACAGAUUAACACUUGUCAAGAUUUGAAUCUACUCAUCUCAGUUCUAGAAAAUCCAGUUUUCAGAAGCAUUGUUACUGUACAGGAUUCUUUGAGUGAACUCAAUGAGCAAUUAGGUCAACAUCCCUCUAUCUUGCCUGUGGAUUUUGACAUAACAGCUGCAGGUGAAUUAGUUUUGAAUGUGCCACCAGCAGGUGAAUUAUAUGAUCCAGAUUAUGCAGAUGAUUAUCCACCCAACAGGGAUUUUGAUGAACAGAGAGUACCAUCUGCACCCAUAUCCCCUAGUUCACCACAAGUUUCAAACUUCAAUAGCUGUGACAAUAAAAUACUUUUACUCAACAGCCAAAAAUUGAACAGCACUAUACCAGAUACCCUACGCUUGCUUCAAAGCAACUCUACCUUUGGCCCUCAUGAUGAAGAUAUAAUUCAUCGCUCUCCUUCAGUUGGUAGUGAUGCCUCCAAAACUGAGUCAGAUAAUUUGAUAAGUAGUGAGUGGUCACAGGUAGAGAGUAUAGAUUUGAUCAAUGAUGGUACUGGCUUAGGUUUUGGCAUACUAGGCAUGAGAAAUAUGGGUGUAGUUGUCAAAACAAUUUUGCCUGGUGGUGUUGCAGAUAGAGAUGGAAGAUUGCAAAGUGGAGAUCAUAUUCUUCAGAUUGGGGAUGUUAACUUGCAUGAGAUGAACUCUGAGCAAGUGGCGACUGUUCUGAGGCAAUCUGGAACACAUGUUAGACUAGUUGUUGCUAGGCCAGUAGACAUAACCUCAACAGAGUACAAGUAUUUGGGUAGUUCUGCCCCCUUGGUGCCAACAAGGCUCCUGCAUGACUGCAUAGAGUUAGACAAAUACCUCGUUCAACAUAAGUAUUCCCCGAUAUUCCAGAAAUCUGUUGACACUGAUAUCUUCCAAUCUGAUUUGUCUAUACCUUUCGGGAUAUCUGGCUUGUCCAGAGUGCCUGCUUCACCAUCCCUGCCUUUGCUCAAUUUGGAUAUGGUGGUGAAGAUGCCAGAGAUGGAGAAGUUUGUGGUAGAACUGAAGAAGGAUGCUAAUGGCUUAGGCAUCACAAUCGCUGGGUAUGUCUGUGAGAAGGAGGAGCUCUCAGGAAUAUUUGUGAAGAGUGUCAGUAAAGGCAGUGCUGCAGAUGUGAGCGGCAAAAUCAAAGUGAAUGACAGAAUAGUGGAAGUGGAUGGAAUAUCCUUGCAAGGUUACACGAACUUGCAAGCCGUGGAGGUGUUACGCAACUGUGGAAACGUUGUCAAGUUAUGUUUGGAGAGAUAUUUGCAUGGUCCCAAAUAUGAGCAACUUCAGCAAGCUAUAGCAGCAAGUGAGAUAAAACCGGCCUCUCCGCCAGAUGUGCCACGAUAUCUCAAAGAAGAAGGAAGUUUAAAUCUUAACGGCGAGACUAACCGCGAAUCUCAUGCACACAAUGAUAUUUUCAACAGCCUCAUUAAGAAAAUCGAGCCUGUCAUACCUGUAAACGAAGAAUUGCUCAGAACGAAGUGGGAAAAAGUAAUGGGCCCAGACACUGAAAUCAUUAUCGCGCAACUCACCAAGUUCGGUGAAAAGGGAGGCUUAGGUAUAAGUUUGGAAGGUACAGUCGAUGUGGAAGACGGUCAAGAAGUGAGGCCCCACCACUACAUAAGAUCCAUCCUGCCGGAAGGGCCAGUAGGAAAAAACGGCACGCUAAAAUCCGGCGACGAACUGCUGGAAGUCAACGGCCACCAGCUUUUGGGCAUGAACCACCACGAGGUCGUGAGCAUACUCAAAGAACUGCCAAUGGACGUGUGCAUGGUGUGUGGCCGCAGUCCCUUGAACCUGUUCACCCAGCGCGAUGAUUCAUUCGCUGAAAGAGCUUCCCUCACCCGCAGCUUGCACAAUUUACUCCCAGCCUCGGACAGGCUGGUUAAAGCCAAAUCUGACGGGUCUCUAGCCAGCAGCACUGCAGUCGGCCCCUCUGAUCCCGCCUUCACCAAGAUGAAGUCCCGCUCUCUGGAGCCUCUUACCGGACUAGCGAUGUGGAGCUCCGAACCGCAGGUUAUCGAGCUGGUCAAAGGGGAGAGAGGCUUGGGGUUCUCGAUUCUGGACUACCAGGAUCCGGCAGAUCCGAACGACACGGUGAUCGUGAUCAGGAGUUUGGUGCCCGGAGGAGUGGCGCAGCUGGAUGGGCGGUUGAUCCCUGGGGAUAGGUUGUUGUUUGUUAAUGAUACGGUGUUGGAGAACUCGUCGCUGGAUCAGGCCGUGCAGGCUUUGAAGGGGGCGCCUAAGGGGAUUGUGAGGAUAGGGGUUGCCAAACCGCUGCCUAUACCUGAUACUGUGGCGCACAGUUCUUUGGUCGAUGUCGAUCCGAAUCGGUAUGUGACUAAUAGUUCUUUUCUUAAUUGAUUUCGUGGAUCCUUGGUUGCGAGGAUGGACGUUUUUUAACUAGAAUGGGUGAUACGAUAGUCUGUUCCACUCAGGGUGGGUGUUUUGUCCACUUUUUAUUUCAAUAUCAUUCAGUACUUGAGACAAACGGAUGAAAUAGACAAAAGGAAAAACUGAUUAUAUCAUCUAUAAGUAAUUGUUAUACAUAUAUUCCGUUUAAUUUGAUUUCAUUGGUGACUUUAAGGUAAUUUUAUUCAACAUAAUGAUGUUUCUUAAUGAAUGAGGAUGAACUCAUAGUUACUUCAUUUUGUCCACUCGGAAAUAAACUUGGACAAAUUGUGCAUUUUGUCCAUAGUGACAAAAUAAAACCCACCCUGUCAACAUGCUAUUUUCCAAGUAAUUUUGAAGAUUGGUAAUUCUCUUAGUAUGUAGGUUGAAAAACCUGGUCUGACCACGCAAUCUAAAAUUGAUUUCUAAUGUUGUGUAAAGAUAUAACAUGACGGGAACAUGUUUGAAUGAUUACUUACCAAGUCCCUCAAAAUCAUUCAUAGUUGCUACAUAUGUAUUAGUCAAAUUUUACCACAAUGAACGUAAAACAUGAGAAAAUAUUGGAUGAAUAGGUAUUUCUUGAUAAAAACAUACAUAUUGAAAACUUUUUGGACGUCAACUUACAUUCAAGUUACAUCUCUUUGAAAAGCAAUAAAACAAAGUAUAAUCAUUUGAGGGAAGGAUUCAACAAUAUUUGACCUCCUUCAGUGAUCGCAGGUAUAACGGUUUCAAAAAAAUAUACCCACUAUAAACUACUCACUGCAGAUUCAAAUUAUACUGAUAAACUCAAGAUUUACGUAGGAAUAUCCACUGUCUGGUGUCUGCAUUGGCCGAAUGUCAUAAGUAUACUGAUCCAUUGACUUGAAUAUAAUUGGGUUGUAGGUGAAUAAUAUCAUUAGUCAAUCAGUAUACAAUCAUGAGUAGUAUGAACAAGCAAACAAGAAUGCAGGGUACUAGUGAUAUUGAUAACUUUCAAUUCUUUUCAUUAUAUUUACCAUUGUAGUAAAUUAACGGUGGGUAUUCAUAAUUCGACCGAUUCAAGGAAUGUGCAGAUAUCGAAUUUUUAGAGGAAUAUGAUAGAAAAAGUUUCUGUUUCUUUUUGUUUAGAUGAUGACAAAUUGAUAUUCAUCACAGGGCGUAGAAAGAAAUUCUGAAUUGAGAAAAAACCCAAUCUAUAAAAAUAGAAAAUUUUCAUCAUUCAAGUCUGAAGUCCUUGCAAUUUGAUGUCUUUUCAACAUUCGAACAUUUUCCCACAUUUUCACUAAAAGUAAAGAAAAAUGUUGAGAUGUUUUCUCAAAAUUAGCUCUGAAUUUGAGAUCUCUUCUUCAAAAUUAAUGAAAAAUUGUUUCUCACAUCACCUUGAAUAAUAAUUGUCUGGAAGGGCCAGAUUGAGAUUAGUUAGUGGAACAAGGAAACAAAGAAAUUUUAUUUUCAUAUCUGCUUAGAUUAUUUUGUACAUUCAUAAUAUAACUUGACAAUCAAAUUUCUCCUGCAGUUUUCAAAAUCAAAAAAAUGGGUGCAGCUACUUCUUUCUGGUGGAUUUUUUUUUUCAAAAAAUCUACCUACCAUCAACGUUGUUUGAAAAUCUACACUGUGUGUUGAGCUAAUUAAUUUAAAACAGAUAAUUUGGUACUCCUUGAAUAAAAUUCCAGGAACUCAAGAUGACUGAGAAAUUUUGGUAGAGUUUAUCUUUCUUAACUAAAUACUUACUCCAAUAGCAAAUUAUUGAAAAUCCACCAUAUUGAUAUUCCAAUGAGAACAUGAUAAUUCCUAGAUAUUUGUAUAGCUGUCCCUUCAUAAGCUUUUAUUGAAAUGAUUUUGUUGAGAUUCAUAAGGAAUCAGAUGAAACUUCUAUAACUAUGAGUACCUAUAAUAGGUUACCUAUUCAAUAUAUAGAUUAGAUAGUUCACAUACUAUUAUAUUAUUUAUUUUUGGAAAAGAUAUUUUCAAUGAGGAUAAUUUGAUUUUUAUUGGGUCUCUAAUGACCUAAAUGCAAGUAGAUACACCUGAAAUUGAUUUCAAUGAAACAAGAAUAAAAUGGAGUAUAUUUUAUUUAUGUUGUACCCAAUUGCCGAAAUUUGUACCCCAACGUCCACAACGUAUCAUAGAAUUCGUUAGACUUUUUGUAAUUAUUAUGUUUCAUACUCCCAAUGCGUUGAAGUUGUAAAUUUCGGCCAUUGACCGAAUUCGGCGGUGGAGUACACAACAUAAAGGGUGUUCAUUCAAAAAAUUACCACCCGCAAUAUCUCGUUGAGUAGACGGAUCUCAGAAAACCGCGGGAGACAGACAAACUAAAUAAACCAAACUUAUACAUUGACUUGCCCAACUUUUUUAUCCUACUUUCCCAACCUGAAGGAUUGAAAUCACAUGUGGAAAGGCUGGAGAUAUAUUUCGGAAAGUAGGCACAAUAAUAUACAUUAAAAUUCGGUGUAACGAAUUAACUUGAAAUGGAUGAUAGCACAUAUUCAACAGCGCUGAAUUAUUGAGAUCUAGUUGCUCAAUGAAUAAAAUAAAUACAAAAAUAUCGAAGUCAUUUCCACACAAUGUUCUUAAAAUGAACAACAAUGGUAGAUUUCGGGAGAAAAACAACUACUUUCCUGGCUAAUGCCACGCCGAACAUUGAAUUACAUCCUCCCGAAAUCUAUGCAUCGACUCGUAUAAACGAAUACUGAUACAAGUGAUUCUUUCCUGUAUGCCUAUUGAUUUCGAUUUAGCCAGGCCACGCUAGACACCUACAGACCGGUUUCGAGCUCUUUGACUCUCAUCAGUGCAGGGCAGUCUCCAUUCUUUGCCUGUCUUGGAGAUUUUCCGAGAACUGUCUACUAAACAAGAUAUUGCGAGUGGUUAGUUUUCAAAUGAACACCCGGUAUACACUAUUCUUCGUCACUAUCACGAUUUUAUUUGAUUGACAUGGGAUAUAACUGAUAUGGGUCCAUCCCUCUAAUAGCUUGAGGCUGUAAUUCUAGUAUAGGUAAGUAUAGGUAUUAUUCUCACAAUUCCUUUAGGUUAUGAUAUAUUUGGAGUAGAACUGAGAAUGUUAAUUUAGUAUUCUUCUAAAACAAACGUAUAUAGUAUUGUUUGGUGAGGUAUUGUUAGGUCAGUGGUAAAUUGUAUAAUAACACAUGUGUUGUCAUUAAUUUAUUAGGAACUCAGGAUGUGAAGAAGACUAUAUAGAUUUUGAUUUCAAGCUUCAAGACAAAUAACCGAGCUUGGGCAAUGUUACUUACGCACUGUUUACAUUUUUACAUUUUUUACUGUUGAUUGUUAUUUCAGGACCAAUUAGAAUGUUUUUUGGCAACAGUAGGAAAUUGUUAUAUCAUUCCUGACAAUAUAUUGAGAAUAGAUUGAGUACUAU